CUUCUUGUUUCAAGCUGCGCUCGAGAGACGGACGCACGCACCAUUCUUCCUCGCGUCUUUAUUUGCCGGUGUGCGCGAGUGGCGUCGUUUGUUUGAAGUGGUGCUUAGGAAAGCAUGUCAGGCUCAACUUCUCCGCCUCCCUCGGCAGAGACUGUGGGAACCGAAGGAUGUUUCCCCCCUGGAUACAAGCCUUUCAAACCCGAAGAGCACGGCCUGGAGCGCGGGUUUCGUCUCACAUCCUUUUCGGACUUGAAGGGAUGAGGCUGCAAGGUCCCGCAGGAGGCUCUGCUCAAACUCCUGGCGGGACUGGAUGCGGACCGGGCCGACGGGACAGGGAAGGCCGGAGACCAACCAUCGGAGUUCGGCCAGCAGUUGCCCGGCCCCCGACUUGGCGUAGGGAUGGACUGCUGUGUGAUUCCCUUAAGGCAUGGAGGGCUCUCACUGGUCCAGACCACAGACUUCUUCUACCCUCUGGUGGAGGAUCCCUACAUGAUGGGCAGGAUAGCGUGUGCUAACGUCCUCAGUGAUCUCUACGCCAUGGGUAUCACAGAGUGUGACAACAUGCUCAUGCUACUGAGCGUCAGCCAAAAGAUGAAUGACAAGGACCGUGAGCGGGUGAUGCCGCUGAUGAUUCGUGGGUUUCGUGAUGCAGCAGAGGAAGGAGGAACUUCUGUGACAGGAGGCCAGACGGUGAUCAACCCCUGGAUCAUUGUAGGGGGAGUAGCAUCAGUUGUCUGCCAGCCUAAUGAGUUCAUCAUGCCGGAUGGUGCUGUACCAGGCGACGUCUUAGUUCUGACUAAACCUCUGGGGACGCAGGUGGCUGUGAAUGCUCACCAAUGGCUCGAUCAGCCUGAAAGGUGGAACAAGAUCAAGCUAGUCGUGACCAAAGAGGAAGUUAAAGAAGCCUAUCAAGAAGCCAUGUUCUCCAUGGCAACACUAAACCGCACAGCGGCAGGUCUAAUGCACAAGUUCCAGGCACACGCUGCGACUGACGUUACAGGUUUUGGCUUGCUAGGUCACGCCAACAACUUGGCAGCACAGCAACGAAACGAGGUGGCUUUUGUCAUCCAUAAUCUACCAAUCAUAGCCAAGAUGGCUGCCAUCAGUAAAGCCUACGGAAAUGUGUUCAACCUGGUUCAGGGCACGUCAGCAGAGACUUCUGGUGGGCUGCUGGUGUGUCUGCCCAGAGAACAGGCGGCCAAGUUUUGCUCGGAAAUGAAGAGCCAGAGCUCUGGAGCUGGAGGUCAGGGGGCAGUGGGUGGGGCGUGGAUAAUCGGAAUUGUGGAGAAAGGCGACCGUCGCGCUCGCAUCAUUGACAAGCCGCGCAUCAUUGAGGUUCCACCGCGAGGAAGCCAGGCAACAAAUCAGGACAACAGUUCCAACAGCCCCGCUCCUAGCCCCAAUCUGUCAUAGACAUUGCUGCCCCACUGACACUGGUCCUGUGUAGGGGGGGUGUGUGGGUGUGGGUGUGGUUUGAUGUUGCUGUCCAUUUUUAUUUUGAGUCAAAAUGCUGAGCGCACACAGGAAAAUAAACAACAAAAAAAAUCCCCAUCAUCUUUUCUACUGGGCAAGGGAAUGAACAGCAUACACUGUUAUUCAUCCAUCAUUGGAAAGAAGAUGCAAAGCUCCUAAAACGAGCUGACCUUUCAGAAGCAUUUUGGAACUAAAUUAAAAUUCACAGUAGUAUGCCCUUUCUUACUCCAUAUAGACGAGUUAAUUCAUAUUGUUAAAAUGAGGUUUCUGGUAACACCUUGCUUCAGUUUUUAAGAGAAAACAUUCCAAAUGAUUCUUGCCAAUGAACUAAAAAACUAGUGUGUGUGUGUGUGUUUGAAUAUUUUUAUCAUUUGACUGGGGGCCUUUGCACUGGGCAGAUAAAGCAGGUUUCUGUUUUGGAAGUGGAUGAUGUCAAUGUCUCAUGUUGGUGAAUGUAUCAUGUGAAAAAGAAAUGGUUCAUUGGUCCUGGCAACCUGGCUCUGCCCACGCAGCGCACAGGGAGGCUUGAGCAGCUUCCUGUGGGCAGGUUGGGUGGUGUUCAGAUUGUCCUACUGUGUCAGCAGAUUGGUUCUCCAGCACCAAGUCCCAACCACCCUUCCUUUUAAUGAAGCUCUACCUUAUAAAGCCCAGACAACGGGAUCAGGUGGAGCAGAUGUUUGCCUCUGGAUCGGGGUCGGAAUUGGACUGCUGGAGGUCUAAAGCUGUAUGUGUUUGUAGAUUUCCUGCUUUUCACAAUGAAUAAAAUCAUCAACAAAUCA
Molecule: messenger RNA, 2252 nt
Organism: Scatophagus argus
Lineage: Eukaryota; Metazoa; Chordata; Actinopteri; Scatophagidae
Gene: sephs3
Product: selenophosphate synthetase 3
Exons: 8
Biological process (GO): L-selenocysteine biosynthetic process
Cellular component (GO): cytoplasm
Molecular function (GO): selenide, water dikinase activity; ATP binding
Source: RefSeq, a predicted model, not a curated record